Messenger RNA from Drosophila pseudoobscura, 852 nucleotides. RefSeq names its product stress-associated endoplasmic reticulum protein 2. Gene Ontology annotation, cellular component: endoplasmic reticulum. Lineage: Eukaryota; Metazoa; Arthropoda; Insecta; Diptera; Drosophilidae. The record is from RefSeq and is a predicted model, not a curated record. The transcript is spliced from 3 exons. Gene Ontology annotation, biological process: endoplasmic reticulum unfolded protein response. Bases 151 to 345 code for a protein of 64 amino acids.
UCGAUAACCAGGCAACCACCACCGAUUACACCUACGAAUGACAUCCCUGGCUGUCACCGAGCUGUCAGUGGGUUCUUCAUACGUGUCGCGUCGUUCGCUUUCACAUUCGUUUUAUUUUUGGGCUGAAAGAGCUUCACAACAACACAUAAAAUGGCUCCUCCACAGAGAAUGCGCGUCGCCAACGAGAAGGCCAGCAAAUAUGUGACAAUGCGUGGCAAUGUACCAAAAUCCUCGAAAGCGAAAGAGGGACAGUACCCCGUUGGACCCUGGCUCUUGGCGCUGUUCAUCUUCGUUGUCUGCGGCUCGGCUAUUUUCCAAAUCAUUCAGUCGAUUCGCGCUGCGUAAAUGGUUCCAGAUGACGGACUGUAGCAAUAAACAACUGAAGAUACUUCUUUCUGUAACUCCGGAUCUAAAUUCUAUAUCCUUCCCAAAAAUCCUUUAAUAGCUGAAUUAUAACUAUCCCCGGCAAUAUGUGCAACGUCCGCUGAGGAUGAGCCUCAAAAACUUUGCUUUCCAGUUCAUUUUAGGUUUGCAAUAUGAAACUCUGUCAACAGAGGCAAAAUUCAAGUCCAUUUUACGCAUUUUGUAUUAAUUUUAAGCCUAAAAAAAACUGAAAAUUAUGUGCAUUCCUGCAAUUCUCUCUGUACACUUACGAAUUAACUGAACUAUUGCUGAUUGUGUUGGUGGCAGUCACAAUUUUAUUGACGAUAGAAUGCAUUUCUAAGAUGCUUCUCAAUGCAGUUUUAAAUAGUGCAAAGUGUUUAAGCGUUGUUUUCCAAAGCGAAAACUAAAGGAGAAGUAACUAAGAGUACAUACAUAAUGAUGAAUAAUAUAUGAUAAUUUUUUACCUAA